This is a messenger RNA of Dermatophagoides pteronyssinus (European house dust mite), 2785 nucleotides long. It is a transcript of the gene Stt3B, whose product is annotated as catalytic subunit 3B of the oligosaccharyltransferase complex. Gene Ontology annotation, molecular function: dolichyl-diphosphooligosaccharide-protein glycotransferase activity. Lineage: Eukaryota; Metazoa; Arthropoda; Arachnida; Sarcoptiformes; Pyroglyphidae. The record is from RefSeq and is a predicted model, not a curated record. Gene Ontology annotation, cellular component: membrane. Gene Ontology annotation, biological process: post-translational protein modification.
UAUACAUGCGGUGUUUGGCGAGCUUAUUAACUUUCAAUGAGUGUGUGUGUUUGAUUGAUGAGUUGGUUUUUAUUGAAUAAAAAAUUCUAUUCUUUUGUGUGUUUUUUGUUUUGUGGAUAAAAAAAAAGUAAUCGAUUCCGAUUCCUGACGAUCACGAUAACAACCGAAGAAAAAAGAACAAGUCAGUCAGAAUCCAUCUUCUACUGAAGAAAAUUAUAAACAUUCUUGAUGGUGGUAAACGAAAAUAAAGCCGGUUCAUCGAAAUCAUCAAAAGAAAUGAUUUCAAAUGAACAACAACAAUGUGUUGGUGGUAAUAAUACUAAACCAAAUGGUUUAAAAAGUCGGUUAUUAUUAUUACAAGUAACCAUAUUGGGUCUUGCAUGGUUAGCCGGUUUUUGUUGCCGUUUAUUUGCUGUGAUACGUUUUGAAAGUAUCAUUCAUGAAUUUGAUCCAUGGUUUAAUUAUCGUGCAACACAUUAUAUGGUUACAAAUGGAUUCUAUAAUUUUCUUAAUUGGUUUGAUGAACGAGCUUGGUAUCCAUUAGGUCGUAUUGUUGGUGGUACUGUUUAUCCUGGUUUAAUGUUAACAUCUGGUCUAAUACAUUAUAUAUUGGAUAUAUUACACAUUCCUAUUCAUAUUCGAGAUAUUUGUGUAUUUCUUGCACCAAUAUUUUCCGGUUUAACAGCUAUCGCUACAUAUUUACUUACAAAAGAACUUUGGAAUGAAUCGGCUGGUUUAUUUGCUGCAUGUUUUAUUGCUAUUGUUCCGGGUUAUAUUUCACGUUCAGUUGCCGGCAGUUAUGAUAAUGAAGGAAUUGCUAUAUUUGCAUUAAUGUUUACAUAUUAUCUUUGGGUUAAAACAGUAAAAACUGGUUCAGUAUUUUGGGCAACAUUAACAGCAUUAUCAUAUUUAUAUAUGGUUUCUGCUUGGGGUGGUUAUGUAUUCAUUAUCAACUUAAUUCCAUUACAUGUAUUUUUUCUACUAUUAAUGGGACGAUAUUCUAAUCGUAUUUAUGUUGGUAAGUUUAUUAUUUUCUUUAAUAAACCAUUAAAAAACCCAUAUUCUUUUUCAGGUUAUAGCGUAUUUUUUAUAUUAGGAUUAUUGUUUUCAAUGCAAAUACCAUUUGUUGGUUUUCAACCAGUUCGUACUAGUGAACAUAUGGCAUCGGCCGGUGUAUUUGCAUUAUUACAAGCAUAUGCAUUUCUUAAAUAUCUACAAGAAUUUGUUUCAAAAUCACAAUUGAAAACAUUUUUCAUAACAGCUGUUAUUGGUUUUGCUGGUCUUGUAUUUUUAAGUGUUGUUACACUUACAUAUGCUGGUUAUAUUGCACCAUGGAGUGGUCGUUUUUAUUCACUUUGGGAUACUGGUUAUGCAAAAAUUCAUAUACCAAUUAUAGCAUCAGUUUCUGAACAUCAACCAACAACAUGGUUUUCAUUUUUUUUCGAUCUUCAUGUACUUGUUACAGCAUUUCCAGCUGGUCUUUGGUAUUGUAUUCGUGAAGUUAAUGAUGAACGUGUAUUCAUUACCUUAUAUGCAAUUACUGCUUCUUAUUUUGCUGGAGUUAUGGUACGUUUAAUGUUAACAUUUACACCGGUUGUAUGUGUUCUUAGUGCUAUUGCAUUUUCCGAAUGUUUUUCUGGUUGUCUAAUGGAUAAAGAGAAAUCAACAACAAUAACAACACCAACAACAACUCCAACAAUAACAUCAUCUAAAUCUAAGCAACAACAACAACAAAAUGAUGAUGAUCAAAAAAAUGGUCAAAAAAAUCUUUAUGAUAAAGCUGGAAAAAUAAGAAAAAUACGUUCCGAACCAAAAGAAUCUGAUUCAUUAAGUGCUAAUCUACGAACAAUAGCAUCAGUUUUAUUAAUAAUGUUAUUAAUGUUGUUUGUUGUUCAUUGUACUUGGGUAACUAGUAAUGCUUAUUCUAGUCCUAGUAUUGUACUAGCCAGUUAUGGUGGUGAUGGAUCUCGUGUUAUAUUGGAUGAUUUUCGUGAAGCAUAUUAUUGGCUAUCACAAAAUACUGAUGAUGAUGCAAGAGUUAUGUCUUGGUGGGAUUAUGGCUAUCAAAUAGCCGGUAUGGCAAAUCGUACAACAUUAGUUGAUAAUAAUACAUGGAAUAAUAGUCAUAUUGCAUUAGUUGGUAAAGCAAUGUCAUCAAAUGAAAGUGCAGCAUAUGAAAUUAUGAAAGCAUUAGAUGUUGAUUAUGUUUUAGUUAUAUUUGGUGGUGUAAUCGGUUAUUCAGGUGAUGAUAUUAAUAAAUUUUUAUGGAUGGUACGUAUUGCUGAAGGUGAACAUCCGAAUGAUAUACGUGAAAGUGAUUAUUUUACUGAUCGUGGUGAAUUUCGUGUGGAUGCUGGUGGUUCACCAACAUUGCUCAAUUGUCUGAUGUAUAAAUUAAGUUAUUUUCGUUUUGGUGAAUUACAGACUGAUUUUCGUUCACCACAUGGUUAUGAUCGUACUAGACAAACUGAAAUUGGUAAUAAAAAUAUUAAACUUGAACAUCUUGAAGAAGCAUAUACAACUGAACAUUGGUUAGUACGUAUUUAUCGUGUAAAAAAACCAUCAAAUCGUCAAAAAUUACCAUAUUCACAACGUAAAGUUAAACAAACUGGUUUUGUAACGAAAAAGAAUUCCAGAAGAAAGAAGGGUACAAUCAAAACCAAACCACAGGUUAAUCGUGGUAAACGAAUACAAUUGUUUUCCAAAUCUCAAUAAAUUGAAACAAAAAUGGCUUUUCCACCACCACCACCACCGCAAAAAAGAAUGAAAUGAAGGAAUACCAUUG